GGUCGCGUGUCUUGUGGUGCUGAAGCUGCGCGUCCAUCAGACGUUGCCACAACACAUCCUAGCGAGUAUACCGCACAAGCAAGCUGUUUUUUGGGGGGGGAGUAAAUUGUUAAAUGUCGCCGCAAUUUAUUGUCGUUUUUAAUUCCAAAUAGUUAUAUCCGUAAAGCGCUAACUUUGUCUCGUGCUGCUUUUUUUCCCCGAGGCGCGCCGUCUCCCCAGUCCAAGAACCGCAUCCUUUAUGCACAGCACGCUGCUCCGGUCCUCCCUCACAGAGCACCAUGGCCGGCUCCAGUCCCACUCACUAGGCAGUAUGGAAGCCAAGCAGCACCCGAUAAAGAGCCUCAAAAGCUACCCGGAGACCGGUGGCCGGAGUCUGGCAGCAGCAGCCGCCGCCGCCGCCGGAGGUGGGGGUGGUGGAGGAGACGGAGGGGGUCGAGUCGGCGGUUCCACCGAGAUGGACAUGGAGACGAAGAUCCAGAAAGCCAUCGACUUCAAGGCCGAGGGGCACCGCUGUUACAAAGAGAAGAAAUUCCGCGAGGCCAUAGGUAAAUACCACCGGGCUCUGCUCCAGCUCAAAGGGGUGCACGUCGUCGACGGGACGACAGGCUCUGAGGUCAACCUGCUGAGCCAAGCCGCCGCCAAGCUGACCGAGGAGCAGUGGAGAGCCGUGGAGAGCACCGAGAUAGAGUGCUACGACAGCCUGACAGCUUGCCUGUUGCAGUCGGAGCUGGUCAACUAUGAAAGAGUGAAGGAGUACUGUCUCAAGGUUCUGAGUCACCAGAGAGACCACUUCAAGGCCAUGUACCGUGCCGGCAUUGCCUUCUACCACCUGGGAGACUAUGAAUGUGCCCUACGCUACCUGAGAGAUGCCAAGAGCCGUGAGCCCACAGAUACCAAUGUGCUGCGCUAUAUCCAGCUGACAGAGAUGAAGAUGAGCAAGAGUGGACUGCGAGAACGGGAGAUCGGCAAAGAGACACAGGGCUGACCUUUGGCCUUUUUGCCCUUCUGACACCCUUAAUCCCAUUUUGACCCUUACCCUUGAAUCCUGCCGCAACCCUACUUACAAUGACAGCACAGCCACAGGACAAAGGUUUAUAGGAGACAAGUGAAGGACAUCUUCCUCUACUCCCACUUCCUCCAUCCCCUUCCUCCUGUUUGUCCCUCAGGUGCUGUGGCUCUUCUCCCUCAAGCAAAGUGAUGAAAAGAAAGUGCUGUAUUAUACCCAUAUCACAAACUCAAUAAUGGACAUUAGUAAAGCAUUUUGUUCCUGCUCUCUUUAUCUUUUUCUCUGCCUUCUCUCUCUGAGGAGAACAUCAGGGUGGGGAAGGAGAUAUUUUUGGAGGGUCUGAAGAGAGAGGUGUGCGGGACACGUACCAACAAGAGCAUGGUCCAAUUUAAUUGUACAUGCGACUCAACAGGAGGGCUCACUCAGGCCCUUUAAGCAGACUUUAUCUUCUCUCUAGAUUUUCAAUUCAUGGAUAACAUUUCUGGACUUUUGUUUUCCAGUUAAGGGCUAAUUUGAUGGGUUUGUAAUCCGUUACGUUUUUUAGUCCAACUGUCAGGUAUGCUUAUGUUAGAAGCUGCGGUGUUUUCAGUUUGUUGUCAAAAAGCCCGCUUCCCAACCCGUCAACUGCGCCCAAGCCCCUGCCCCCACCAGUAAUGAUGUCACAACAGGGACAUUCUGACAACACUGACUUAGUUAGAAGACGAGCACAGCAGUGCGAGUGCUGGGCCGUCACACACCAUCACACACCUCUCCUUCCUCAGUUUCAUCUCCUAAUUGAAAACGUAUCCACAAAUACACUGGACACAACAUUAGCUACACUUGCACAAUCUAAUCAAAUCCAAUUAAAAAAAAAUCUGCCUUUACAAAGAUAAUUCAUGCUCCCUUUUGAAGCUAGCUAUUUAAGGGUAUGUUUAUUGUUUUAAAUGUAUUCGUUGUAUCAUUAUUUUGAUACAUUGAUUAUUAUGAGUAUAUUAUAUCAGAAUCAAUAAAUAUAAUAAUAGGCAGUCACUGUCCACAACAUUAUCAUUAUAGCUCAUUUUAUUUGGUCAUAUCUCGUACUGUUGUGGUACAUGCCACUGCUGUUUGUGCAGUAGUUGGCACGGGUUUGAUUCCUCACUGUCCCAACACCUAAGCCAUCGGACGUCCUCUCAUACCAAAAGAAGACAAGACUAUUUUAUUUUAUAUUUAGGGCUGUCAAAAAUAGCGCGCUAACGGAGGUUAGUAAUAUAUUUCAUUAAUUAGGUUACAUUUUUUAGCGUAAUUAACGCAUAGACGUCAUAGCAAGCCACGGCUCUGUUAUGACGACAGAUGGCGGCACAGCGUAGCUCCCCCCAGAGUCACACAGAGUCUGACGCUCUUUUAUAACCUUAUUCUUACCAGAACACAUCAACAGCAGUGCAACAUCAUAUAUGUAUCUCCAACUCCAAAGAAAAGACGUCUCCAGUACAUUCGUCAUUACAACGACACUUCCUCAUUGUCAAGAGACAGACCGCGAGAUGCAUUCACGGACACGCCGAACAUCACAGCAACGUCAUCAUUACGCGUGUAUGGGUGGUCUAAAUAAAUAGAAAUGCAAAGAAAAUCAAUAAGGGGAUGUUGUUAUCACUCACUUCGUAACUCUUAAAGGGGAAGUAUAAUUUUCUGCAUUUAAGUAUGCUCGAAAUUCCAGAGAAUUCACUCACAGUUAAAGUCUGAUUCAAAUAUUCUGCUAUUAAUGAAACCAUUGCUCGGUAAAUAGAUUUUGAGACAUGCGCGUCAUCUUUUAACUUGAUUUAAAUGUUAAGCUAAUUUGGCGCUAUAAAUACAUACAAAUAUAUAUCUAAUCCUGCCCUGACAUUUAUCUUUCUUUCAAUAAAAUAUAAAAAAAGUGGGCAUAUUUUAGACAUGGUAGUGGUUUAAUUUAUUUUGAACAUGCAUACAAGUUACAUUGGAAUACAUCACAUAGUACAAUUCACAGUUCCAUGUGUCCAAAAGGAGUAGGAAGAAGCAAAUUUGAUUUUAUCUUAUCCCCCCCCUCCCCCCCAUCCCUUUCACAUCAAUUGCAAUACAUUUGUUCACUCCCUGUAUUCCAAAUGUACGCUUUGCUAGUUUAAAAUAAAUCGGAAAAAUAUAAGGUAAUAUGAUAAUAUGAUAAGGUAAUAUACGGUAACAUGGUGAUUAAUCAUGAUUAAUUAAUUUUGAUUAAAAAAAAUUUGACAGCCCUGUUUAUUUUAUUUUGUUUUGUUUGAUUUUAUUUUAUCAAUUCCAUUUAUGUAGUUUCAUGAGAGUGGCACAAUAUCAGCAGUAAUCUUAUUUGAUCUGAUUAGAUUAUACCUAAUGCUGUAGUUGGCAAAUGCAUGUGGCUUGCCAAAAAUUGGCACGAAUAGGUACCGAUUUGCAUUUGCCCACACAAAUAUGUCCAACUCCUUUCAGCGUAUUAGUAAUAUAACAAAGUAAAAGGACAUUGUAUGCAAAUGCAAUGAACAUGAGGAUACAAGUCUUAAAGCAGCACGCAUCAAGUCUCCUCAUACUGUCAGCAUGCAUCUCUGGCUGCUCACCCAAAGGAGAAGAAUCAACAAGCAUGCAGGAACAAUUGGGUCUCCAUGGCCUCGGCUGAGUUUCCGCCCUCAGGGGCACCCUCGGGGUUACAUGUCGCUCUCUCCAUGGCACCGCUCCAUCAUGUUGUCGUUUUUGUCAGCCUCUGCUACGUCGUUCAUGUUCAACAUGUCAGACCAACCACCAUCCAGAGAAGUUCUAAUCCACAGUACAGUAUCGCAGCACACUUGGGGUGUCACAGGCUCUCAUGUCACGAGAUCUUUCUCGUUCAGAAGGAAACUCCCGUGGGCAUAAAUUAAUUACAUUAAUUCAUUAAUUAAUCAUACAAUGAAUGAAAAUGAACUUGAUAAUUUUGCCGGCCUUAACAUGUUGCCAUGUGCAUAUCGUCUCUUGCCUCCAAACAGGCAGGAAGAGAGUUCACUCUGUGCAUUGCUCAGCACCUUGGCAUGUUAUUUCCAUAGAACAACGGCAUGAACAAAGUGAGCCCUUUUCUCAGUCAUCCGGUUUCUUUGUCUCAGCAGGUGGAGGACACACGGAGUGCAGAAGAUUUUAACGUAGUAGAAAUUAAAUUAGUAGAUUGCGAUAUAUUGUCAUAUAUUUUUUAAUUGUACUUUUUAAAAAAGUAAGGUUCAAAUCUCGUCUUGUCUCAUUCUCGUAGACCCAAUCUCCCGUAUCAUCUUGUCUUGUGAACUGAGUGUCUCGUGACACCCCUACUGCACGCCACAACAUGGAUCUUUUUUGGGGCCAGCGGAACCUCCAAAGUCGUCAUCAAAGCAGUCUAAUACAAUAUAACAACAGGAAGGAGUUUGCAUACUGCCACCUAGUUGUGUUUUAUAGGUUCUGUAAUACAAGUUAUCUGAUGUUUUCUUUGAUCAUUUGCAUGCUUGUUAUUACUGGCAAUUAUGCUUUUAGUUACAUGCUAUUUAGGUUAGCACCGGGUUGUUUUGUGUCAGAAAGUUUGAACGUGGUGAUUGAUUUAUGACCCCCUGAUGUCCCAAGAUGGAAGGUGAGUCGCAUCUUUGACGUCUGAUCAGUAAUGCACACGUCAGUUACUUUAUUGUUCAUAAUUAAACGUUAUUUACUGUUAUUUAGGUUAUAAAUUCCAACUUUCUUUGAUCUCUUGACAUUAUGAGGUGAUAAAUCAAUCUACAUACCUUGUGAUAUUCCGGAUCAUAAGACAAUCGUCACAUUUUUAAUGGUGUCGUUUUUCUGGGGUCAUACACCAUACCGUCCUUCAGGACGUCUAUUUCUCGUGCAGCUGCUUAUUAUAAUUACACAUUGUCAAAAAUGCUUGAAAAGGUUAAUUGCGUAGCUCAAACUGUACUGAGCAGCCUGAACCCUUCCUGUGUUCCAUUUUCUGUUCUAUGGUUAUCAAUACACUUUGUUUCUCUGGUUAUUUUCUUUGACGGUGACACAGAAAUUGCCCAAAAAAGCCAAAGAAAAAGCAGAAUCCUUGAGAUCUGAAAUUUUCUGAGAUUUGCUGACUUUUGGGGCAUGUUUUUUGUUUUUUUUAACUGCAGUCGUAGUCCAACUUGUACAAGGUUGUGGGGGUGUUUGACUUUGGAGGUUCCACUAAAUGAAUAGUAGAUAAUAUGAGGCAUGAGUGUGGUUUUAAAAACAAGACAAACAAAAAAAAAGCACAACAAAAUAAAAUAGAUGAAAAUAAAAGAAGAGUUGAAUUUUUCAAUUUUUUCUGCUUGUGUUAUCUGGGCUUUUUUGAUGUCAUUUGAGGUACAUGUUUGUCAAAGUUUUGUGACUAUAUAAAUGUACAAAAAAAGAAAAGAAGAAAAACUUUUCUGGUUGUGAAAAGCUUUACUUUAUAGACAGAAUAGAAGAGCAAAAAAAAAAACGAAAAAAAAGAGAGAGAUAGAAACAACUAUUAGCUCCUGUGCAGAGCUGCUUUGUGACUGUGUUUUUGUCAGCAUUUCCUUUAAGGAGGGAUCCUGAGCUUGUGCAAUGACCUUUGACCUGCCCUUCUGACCUCUCUGUGUACAAUAAGACGAGCGCUAAAAUUGGACUGGAUGAGAACGCUGACGAACUUGUACUUCCGUCCUCGUUUUUCCUAAACACAAGAAAAAAGUCCAAUAUGAAGGCUGUGACAUUGUUUUGCUGUAUGGAGGAUUUCCAUCUGGCCUUGAACCUUUAGAGCUUUUCUUUCGCCCCCCCCCCCCGACUUCCAGACGCCAUCACUGGGUUUUUUCCACUGCUAGCCCAGGAAUGCACUACUACUGAUUGGUCAGUGAUCAAUAAAGUUGCAGACAAAGCAGACUGAUGGAGAGUUUGUGUUUAAAUGCACAGUAUACUGCUGUGGAAAACAAACGGAGUCACGUGUUUUUUACAUCAAAAAUACCAACAAAUUACUCACUUUUGAUUGUUUGAUUGUCUUUUUUAUUAAUUUGGCCAUUAUUUUGUUGUAAAAGAUAGAGAGGAGAGUGUAAUGUAUGUAAUGUAAAAGUAUUAGGGCCAAACUAAAAUAUGUUACAAAUGAUGUCAAAUGAUUAGAGAAAAGUUUAUUUAAAGCUAUUAAAGUUUAUUUUUGAGCACCUUUCACAGACAAAGAAAGUCACAAAGUGCUUCACAAUCAUAUUAAAAAUCACAAUAGACACACACCGUUGCCCAAUCAGAAGGCUUUAACAAAUACAAUUUUUUAAAGGUUAUUUAAGGUUUUAAAAGCAUCAACAGAGUCUAUUG
Molecule: messenger RNA, 6232 nt
Organism: Dunckerocampus dactyliophorus (ringed pipefish)
Lineage: Eukaryota; Metazoa; Chordata; Actinopteri; Syngnathiformes; Syngnathidae
Gene: ttc9b
Product: tetratricopeptide repeat domain 9B
Exons: 3
Coding region: 239-985 (248 amino acids)
Molecular function (GO): protein binding
Source: RefSeq, a predicted model, not a curated record